Molecule: messenger RNA, 723 nt
Organism: Nematolebias whitei (Rio pearlfish)
Lineage: Eukaryota; Metazoa; Chordata; Actinopteri; Cyprinodontiformes; Rivulidae
Gene: iqcc
Product: IQ motif containing C
Exons: 5
Coding region: 9-650 (213 amino acids)
Molecular function (GO): protein binding
Source: RefSeq, a predicted model, not a curated record
CCAUAGCAAUGGACAGAAGCAAAUGGACGAAGAUAAUCUCGAACUUCCAGGCAUGUGCACGCGGAUACCUCGUCAGAAGUGAAGUCCGACGUGCGCGUGAAGACUUUGAGGAGAUUGUGGUAGAUAUAGACGGUGGCUUGACCCAUUUAAAGUGGACUAAAACUGUCAUUUCCAUUCCUCUCUUCACAGACGAUGACGGUCCACUGGACUCUCCUGUCAGCUCCUCGUGCAAGCCUUCAGAAGCAGCCUGUGCUCCCCUGACCUCAGCUCCGUCAUCAGAGGAGGCAGCAGAUCUUCAUGUGCUGCUGGAGAGAGAAGAGGCGGAAAGAGACGAUUCACAGGCCUGCUGCUCACCCAGCAUCCCAACCAGAGGGCACGAGGAGGAGCAGAGGCUGAGCGUUAGUGGAGGUGCAGAUGGAGGGGUGAUGGAGAGCGUGAGGUCCUCCAACAUCUGGAAUGAUGUGGAGCCAGACAGGGACUCUCGUAAAGGUCCCCCUCGGCAGUGCCGUUUGGCUCAGGACGUGCCCCGAACCCCAGAGGACCUGCGUCUCCAUAGAAACACACUGACUAUGGAACUGGUCUGGCUCCAACAGGCUAUUGACAGCAGAAAAAAGUACUUAGCACUGAAGAACAGACUGAGCGUGUCGUGAAGAUUAACGUACCGUAAGCUGGACUUAAUGUGGAACGGUUCUGUCGCCUGAACUCGCUCAAGCAGCACCUCUG